Molecule: messenger RNA, 5205 nt
Organism: Salarias fasciatus (jewelled blenny)
Lineage: Eukaryota; Metazoa; Chordata; Actinopteri; Blenniiformes; Blenniidae
Gene: nrg2a
Product: neuregulin 2a
Exons: 11
Coding region: 501-2624 (707 amino acids)
Biological process (GO): intracellular signal transduction; nervous system development; animal organ development
Molecular function (GO): signaling receptor binding
Source: RefSeq, a predicted model, not a curated record
GUGGCUUUUUUGUUUUGCGACUGGACUACCAAACUUGUGGUUCACUGCAGCAUUUUGCGUCUUUUCUCUCCGCUGCAGAUGAUACGGAAAACCAUCAUAGCGGUACCCCACCACUGCAAUUUUUGGGCAAAGAUAAGAGUGGCGUCGUCUUGCAGUUAAGGCUACUAUGGCAGCGUAGGGGGCAUCUUCUGGACGGGAGAUUUCCUUGCUUAGCCUUUCUGCGAUGCCUUAUUAUUAGCAGAAUACGCCGAGUGGAUUCGAGACCCAGUGUCACCCCGCGGUUCCCCCGUUUCGAAGCUGCUGUUUACCCAUUGGAAAUCACUCGGAAAAAAAGCAGCGGAUCCCGAUGGCAUGGACACUUAUGCAAGGUCUGCCGCGCUGCCGUGCUACUGGAGCCUACUUGCCGUCUCUUCAUCCAACCCAGCUCCAUCGCCAUCGCCCCGCAGCCGAGAGAGCCCUGCCGCAACGCGACCAGCGACCACCGAGCCAAAGCAGGCGGCAUGAGGCUUGAUUCAGUACAUUUAUCCAUGCUGGUCAUCGGGGUCUCAUUCGCCUGCUACUCCCCGAGUUUGAAUUCCCUGCAGGACCAGGCUUACAAAUCCGCCGUGGUGAUCGAGGGCAAGGUGCAGUCUACGCCUGUGAACGUCUCUGCGGAGCCGUACCGUGUGAAUGUCAAAGUGCUGGAGGUUUGGCCCCUGAACAGCGGGGGUCUGGAGCGAGAACAGCUCGUCACCGUGGGGGAAUUCGGAUCUGAGGCUCCGUGCACCAAAGUGAAGAAGAACCACAAGUACAUUUUUUUCAUGGACCCCACUGACGAGCCCUUGGUUUUCAAGGCAUCGUUUGCGCCUCUUGACACGAGUGGAAAGAACCUAAAAAAGGAUGUUGGGAAGAUCUUGUGUGAGGACUGCGCUGUGGCUCCAAAGUUAAAACCGAUGAAGAAUCCAAUAAUAGUGGGCGAGGGAAGCAAGCUCACAGUCAAGUGUGAGGCCACGGGAAACCCUACCUACAGAUGGUUCAAAGAUGGGCUCGAGUUGAAGAAGAGCAGCAAAAUCAAAAUAAGGAACAACCAGAAAAACUCCAGAGUCCAGAUCAGCAAAGCAAAACUGGAGGAUUCUGGGAAUUACACAUGUGUGGUGGAGAACCCGCUGGGAAAGGACAACUCCACUGGCACUGUAAACGUCCAAAGCAUAACCACAACGCCAUCUCCAGGCUCAGGCCACGCCAGAAGAUGCAACGACACAGAGAAGACCUACUGUGUGAAUGGCGGCGACUGUUACUUCAUCCAUGGUAUAAAUCAGCUUUCCUGCAAGUGUCCAAAUGACUUUACUGGUGAUCGCUGUCAAACCUACGUUAUGGCCAGUUUCUACCAGCAUCUUGGGAUUGAAUUUAUGGAGGCAGAGGAACUCUACCAGAAAAGAGUCCUGACAAUCACGGGUAUUUGCGUGGCUCUGUUGGUGGUGGGCAUCGUGUGUGUCGUUGCCUACUGUAAAACCAAGAAACAAAGAAAGAAGAUGCACAAUCAUCUGCGACAAAACAUGUGUCCAGAACAUCCCAAUCGUAACCUGGCUAACGGACCCAAUCACCCAGGACCCGGCCCGGAGGAAAUCCCCAUGGUAGAUUACAUAUCAAAGAAUGUCCCAGCAACAGAACGAGUCAUACGGCCUGCGACAGAGGGAUCGUUCCCUGCCAGUCACGCCUCUUCCAGAUCUCACAACUCUUCCACACGAGCCCACUCAUCAACUCACAGACACGAGGAGCGGACAUGGAGCCUGGAACACUCUGACAGCAUCCUCUCCGACUCGCCGGGAAUGAUGUCGUCAUCCGUGGGGACCAGUAAAUGCAGCAGCCCCGCGUGCAUGGAGGCACGAGCACGGCGCGCCGCACACUGUGGUUACUCCGACCCCCACCGGCCGGGGCUGCAGUACGGGGACUCCUUCGACUCGCUGGGAGACUCUCCGCACAGCGACAGAUACGUGUCAGCCCUGACAACACCAGCCCGCCUCUCCCCAGUGGAUUUCCAUUAUUCAUUGCCCCCGCAGGUGCCUACCUUCCAGAUCACGUCCCCCAAUGCCAGCCAUGCCAUGUCCCUCCCUCCUGCUGUCCACAACCCCUACCCUCUGGAGGAUGACCAGCCUCUGCUGCGCCGGUACCAGGUGCCCCUACACGACGCCCAGUGCCAGGAGCCCUACCGGCAGCAGCGUCGCACUUAUCUAAAUGACAGCAGGGGCAGCCUGCCCUCCAGCCCCUACCGGCUGGCUGAGGACGAAGACUAUGAGACCACCCAGGAGUAUCUCUCCUCUCGGGAGCAACCAAAGAGAAGUGGGUCCAGUGGAAUGGGCAGCCGGCGCUGGCGCAGAUCCAGACUGAACGGCCACGUGGCCCCGCGCGGAUACGAGGCAUCUCGGGACUAUGGGUCUCGAAGCUGCCUAACGGAUAGUGAGUCCGAGGAGGACGGGGAGAGCACGCCCUUCCUCAGUAUGCAGAACAUGAACGCCGAGCCCUCCACCAUCUACAGGCCGGUGGACAGUCGGACUUCUCACUCGUCAGGGCGGCACAGCGGGCAUGGGAACAUGCAUACGAGACUCACACACUCACGCUCCAAACCGGACAAUACACCCCAUUAAAGAGUGAUACUGAACCAACAAAAAUCAAUAUAGUAUAGACCUGCAUCUAUAAGAAAUAUUUUUAUUUUAUAUAACUGACAGAUAUUCUAAACAAAUGAAAUAUUUAUUUUCAUUUUAGCAAAAGUUGUCUACUAGUUAACAGCAAAGACUUUUUUAUAGGGAAAACUCUAUUUAUAUGUACAUUUUGAUUUACAGCAUAAAAAGAUGUGCCAGUUUUUUCACAACGUAAAAAAAUAGAGUAAUAUUGUGGUGCCUUUUGCUGUAUGCCGAUGCCAGAGGGCCAGUGGAGGUUUUUGUAGCCUUUCUUAUAUGGACGCCUCAUUUUUUUAUACACAUUUAUGUUUGUUUUUCCUCUCUGGUUUCUUGUUUCACUUUCUUUCCAAAUUGCAUUCUUUAAGAAGUCUAGCCCCACUGGAGCAUAACCCCUUUCAUAUCACGCAAUAUAAACCAAUUCAACAUAAAGUGUAUGUUUACAUUGAUAUGAUUCGCCUUUUAGAGCUUUUGAUUUCGGAUCCUGAUAAAUACAGUGUAGAUCACUUUUGCCCUCUGACUAAUGUCUACAGAGAGAGAGAGAGAGAGACAGAGAGAGAGAGCGAGAAAGAGAGAGAGAGAGAGUGUGUGUGCGCGCGCGUGCAUGCCAGCUUGCUUGCAUGCGUUUGUGAUUGUUAGAUGAAUUUCAUUGUUUGUUGUGGUAACACCGAGCGUGUGGGUCUGCUGGCGUCUCCGGGGAGCUGAGAGUGGAGAGUCCCAGAGGUUCACAGAGUAGCGCCUCGUCAGAACGGCUGACCUCCGGUGUAGGUGGAUAGGUAAAGGCUACUGUCGGGUCACAUGUUGCGCAGGCCAUUGCUUGAUGUGUUUACAGCUAUUCUGCCCCCUUUUCCAGCCUCGCCCCAGCUAUGCCCUUUCUUUUUUAUUUCUCAGCAGUUGUUUUCUUUUUUCUUUUUUUCUUUUUCUUUUUUUUUUUUUUCCUCCUGUUAGCCUGGUGUGAGGCCAGCGAGCACUGAGCCACUUGGGCGCAGGGUGACCCCUGCCUUCACAGGCAGACGCAAAAACAACAACAACAAAAAAAAAAAGAAGAUUGCAUCUGCUUUCACUCAAAUCCGCCCCCCGUCUCCCACGCCUCAUCAUCUUUCUGUGUCCUAUCUGUUUUUGUGGCGGGUGUUAAAAGGCCACACAGUGUCUCAGGAUUUCCACAUGCUCCCCCCCCCCACUUCCACCUUAAACCCUGUUCACCCUCUUCCUCAACUUAAGGUCUACCUAAGACUAAGGUUCUCACCUGCUGAGUACCUCGAUGUAAACAUACAGUCUACCAGUCCCCUGCAUACUCCUCUACAGAGAAAAAGGAAAGCCAGGUGGAAGCAGCUCCGUGGAGAACAGGACUAGACGAAACUAAUAUAAAUGAACUAGCUGUGAAACUUUGGAGGAUCAUACAAUGCAAAAAUAUGCAAACUUUCUAUUUUGCUGUUUGAUUACAUCAUUUUCUAAGAGGUGACUAGUGUGUUGUGUGUGAAAAAAAAAAACUAUGUGAUGCCUAUAGUGUAGAAUGAAAUAACAUGAUACAAAAUGCAUAUUUACCUGAGUUAUUUUUGAAAACCAUUAUGCAGCCGUCUAUCAAGCUGUCAGCCUUUCUUGUUCACGUACUCACCUCCAUCGAAUGACUGUGUACAUGAGAUAUUUUAUUAUCACUUUUUUUUUUUAUCCCACUCCACUUUACAUUGCACACUUCUUUUUUGUCAAAUAGCAUCCAGAUAGUGUCUCCUCCAGUAGUACUGUGUGCUGCUUUGUCUCGUUGACGGAUCUAGUCAUUUCAAAUUUAGCCUGUAAAUGAUGAUAAUUAAAGGAAUUCAUUUAAGCCCUUUGUCCUCCACUGAUGAGAAAUAAUAUUGACGAUGUAUUUCAAGUAAUGUCACAAACCAUGGAAAGCGAUGCUGUGAUAAAAGACAGCUGAUAUCUUGUUUAUCGCCGCUGGUUUGUUUCUACUCCUUGUUAUAUAAAAGAGGGGGGAAAAAAAUGCUGAAUUUUCAAGCGAUUAUUGACCUUAAAAUUGAUCUGCAAUUGAAAUGGUAAAUGCACGGUGGUAUUGUUUAUAGCGAAUGGUCUCUGGUCACACCACGGUCACAUGUUGCAAAUACUUCAUUGAGUUUCUCACCUCUGAGUCUGAUUUUGUAUGUCUGAAUAAUGCAGAAGACGACGCUGCACCACUAGUUCCAGUGUGAUACUUCCCUCACUUUGCCAGUCCCCUCACCGCAAUUGAAAUGCUACCAGGCACAUCCUGCCAGUCUCUUCUGUUUGAUUUUAUGACCUCCUCCCGCCCCACCUCACCCCGCCCCGCCCCGCCCCACCUGACCCCACCCUCGCUUGAAAUGUUUGAACACCUCUCCUCUGCAUGUCCUUGUGGUCAAGGUUAGAUGGGUGCAUGGUUUAAAAAAAAAAAAAAAAAAAGAAAAAAUUAAAAAAAGCAGCAGACAAUUCUUUUUUCCAGUCAGUGAAAGUGUAUUUCAUUUAACAUUCAGCAAUAAAAGAGAACCUUUCCCCCAUGUCAUUCCUGAAAUAUGCUAGAAAAAAAAGAAAAAAGAAAAAA